Messenger RNA from Apis mellifera (honey bee), 2466 nucleotides. It is a transcript of the gene Ctns, whose product is annotated as cystinosin homolog. The transcript is spliced from 10 exons. Gene Ontology annotation, biological process: L-cystine transport. NCBI's taxonomy places the organism in Eukaryota, Metazoa, Arthropoda, Insecta, Hymenoptera, Apidae. Gene Ontology annotation, cellular component: lysosomal membrane. The record is from RefSeq and is a predicted model, not a curated record. Gene Ontology annotation, molecular function: L-cystine transmembrane transporter activity. The coding region runs from base 793 to 1995 and encodes 400 amino acids.
CAGGCACUCGCUAGCCAUUGCGAACCGUGUUCGCCAAUGCGAUAGUGUUUUCUCGUUUAUCGUUCGACGAUAUCUCGGUCGGUCGAGCGAGAAGGAACCUUGGAUACGAAAUUUCGGCCGAGACCUUGAGACGAGCCGAGCCGUUUCGUCAAAGUUGCUCGAGUCAGACGCGCCACUUGGCUUCCUUUGCGCCGGUUGUUCGUGCACUGCCGCCGACCGACAUAUCGCGAACGUGAAGGAGAGAAAGAGGAAGAGAUAGGAGAGAGAGAGAGAAAGAUAGAGAAAGAGAGAGACAGAGAGAUUCGAGGUUCUCUUUUUUCUUUUUUUUCGGAUUUUGCGGUCGAUAGAGGGGAAGAGUUACGUAUCGAGGAAGAGGAUCGAAUUGUUUGGAUCGGAGGAGAGGAGGAGGGAGCCGAUGUUUGGUAAAAACAGGAAAAAAUGUCGGGUGAGACAGAGGGAUAGUUUCGUGGCAAGUUCAAGGCUGAGAAGAUUUGCGCGGUCGGCAAACUGGAUUCAUUGAGCGUGGACAAAUUGAGUGUCGAGAGUGCGUGCUCGCCUGGAUGAAGUUGCACCGAGUUGCUACUGGAUGAUAGAGAGAUAGAGGAAUCGUUACGAUAGACAGGUGGCUCGGAAGAGAGAGAGAGAGAGAGAGAGAGAGAGAGAGAAAGAGGAAAAGAAGAGGUUUUCAAAAGUGCGGGGAGAGACCGAGACGUCUCUGUAUCGGAUUCACUUUACUCCAGCCUUUAACUGUCAACCGAUCUACAGAACGAAAUUCGACAGAAGUCAAAAAAAAUGGCUUUAAUAUGGUAUAUUGGGAUUAUCACAAUCCUAGUUAUAGACAAAACACAGGCAGAUUUUAAGGUUUCAACUCAAGAUUUAACUGUUCAUUUAAAUAGUCAAGAAUCAUUUGAUUUGUACCUGACGGAAAUGUUAUCUGAAGAUAUAGUCGUAAAAUUCGAAGUGCAACAUCAAGAUUUAGUUCGUAUAAAUCCAGAUGAAUUAAAAAUUAAUAAAACUGAUAUACAGAAGAACUGGUCUAUAAGUGUAAAAGGUCUCAAUGCAGGACACUCAAUUGUUAGUGUUAAUGUCAUACCUAACAAUGUUUUAAAUUUUUCAGAUGCGUUUGUUAGAGUGACAGUUGAAAAAUCAGAUAUACUUUAUCACAUAAGUAUUGUGGUAGGAUGGUUUUACUUUCUAGCUUGGAGUGUGAGUUUUUAUCCACAAAUAUACAGUAAUUACAAACGCAAAAGUGUUGUAGGAUUAAAUUUUGAUUAUUUAUCAUUAAACUUAGUUGGUUUUAUUAUGUAUGCACUUUUCAAUUGUGGUCUGUUUUGGAUACCAAUAGUGGAGCUUGAAUAUUUUAAAAGAUAUCCAAAAGGUUUAAAUCCUGUACAAAUGAAUGAUAUUUUUUUCGCAUUGCAUGCAACAUUUGCGACUGUGAUAACAAUUAUUCAAUGCUUUAUUUAUGAGAUAGGAAAUCAAAGGGUAUCUACAACAGCACGUAUUAUUCAUGGAAUAAUUAUAGUUUUUAUUUUAAUUUCUAUAAUAUUAGCUAUAGCAAAUGUAAUAACGUGGCUUGAUUUCCUAUAUUAUUGUAGUUAUGUUAAAUUGAGUAUAACAUUAAUUAAAUAUGUUCCACAAGCAUUUUAUAAUUAUAAAAGAAAAUCCACUGUUGGUUGGAGUAUUGGCAAUAUAUUUUUAGAUUUUACUGGUGGUAUGUUAUCAAUGCUGCAGAUGAUACUCAAUGCAUAUAAUUACGAUGAUUGGGAAAGUAUUUUUGGAGAUCCCACAAAAUUUGGUUUGGGAUUCUUUUCAGUAGCAUUUGAUAUAUUUUUUAUUAUACAACACUAUGUUUUGUAUAGAGUAGAUAAUGAGAAUGCAAGAAGUACCGAAAUACUGCAUAAACAAGAGAAUUCAUAUGAUGAAGAUUCGGGACGAUACCUAAAAGAUACGUAUUGUUGUGGUUUCCUAACUAGAAUUGGAAAUAGAUUAUAACUAGAAAUAGAUAUAUAUUAUAACUAGAUUAUAAACAAAUAUAAUCUAUGAAAUUUCAUUUCAAUAGAAAUGAAAAUUCAGAGCUCAGUAUUUAAAACAUUUUAAUACAUAUCGUAUAACGCUAGAUAUACAAAAUUUACAUUCCAUUCAAAAUUUUGUAAUAUGUUUUUUUGUAAAUGAGAUUAUUUUAUUUUUAAAUGUUUUAACGAAUCUCAGUUGGUUGUUUAUUGUGCAAUAAAAAAAAAAUCCUUGCUUAAUAGUUGGAACUGUAUUAACAUGCUAAACGAUAUUAUAUAUAUAUAAAAUAUUAUAUAUACAUAAAAUAGAAAAUAUCAUUAUUAUUUUCUAUUUUUCAUUGAAUAAUUAUAAAUAUUUAUCCAAAAUUUUUAAAAAUUAUUGAAAACUGUGAUUAUUCGUUGUUUUACAUUUGUGUACUUAUUUUGAAAUUAUAAUAAAAAUUAUUUGCAUGUU